AUGAUGGAAAAGUCCCAUUAUGCUGGAUAUCUGUUACUGAUGUGUUAUGACGUAGGUGUUCAAGCACAUUUCUUAGUAACUGUUAACCGAUUUUGUGCGGUAUUCAUGCCAAUGGUUUAUAGGAGUUUAUUCAGCGCCAAACUUACCAAACGAGUAGUAUUUACAUCCUUCCUUAUCUCCUUCACCACGCUCACUAUAUUCUUCCAGUUUUUACCCUGUCGUUGCUACUACAGUGAGGAAGACCUCAGCUUCAUCUUCGACGAUUAUCCAAUCUGUUGGGAUUACGACGCCAUAGAUGCGAUUAAAGUCACAUUCCUCGGCGUCACCUGUAAUGGCUUAGUAGUCCUUGCCAUCCUUACCAACCGUACUCUCAAUCACUCAUUUCUAAUUCUCACUGGAAAUCAGGCGAUCUUCUAUUGGAUCUUUGGAAUGGUCUAUGCAAUUUAUAUAAUCCCAAUGCUGGUGUUCGCCAAACUGACCAAACUAAUAGUCCUUACAUCCUUCCUUAUCUCCAUUACCAUUCUCACUAUUUUCUUCCAGUUUUUACCCUGUCGCUGCUACUACAGUGAGGAAGCCCUCGGCUUCACCUACAAAGAUAAUCCAAUCUGUUGGGAUUAUGCGACCGUAAAUACGGUGAAAAUUUUAACGAUGUGUAUUUUUAAUGUGGUAGUUGACACAAUUACUAUCUGGAAAGUGAGAAGGAUAAGGAGUGCCCAGGGGGUGACAAAGAUACAGAAGAAGGAGAUUGAUUUUUUGAAACAGUCCUUCGGCCAAGCUCUAUUCCUCUUCAUCUCCAUCCCUGCUUUAUACAUUGUCCCAUUGUUCACCACUACCCCUCUAGCCAAAUUCGUCAUGAGAACCUUAUUUUGGGCAUCUACUUAUGCUGUCGAUGGAGCACUAACCCUGUAUUUUAAUGUUGAAAUCAGGAAAUCGCUAGCUACGCAGUUCAAGCUUAAUAAGGGAGUUUCCGGACCAACGCAGGGGAUUAUUGGAUUGCUAUAA
This is a messenger RNA of Caenorhabditis remanei, 1002 nucleotides long. RefSeq lists its product as uncharacterized. The record is from RefSeq and is a predicted model, not a curated record. The transcript has 7 exons. Lineage: Eukaryota; Metazoa; Nematoda; Chromadorea; Rhabditida; Rhabditidae. The coding region runs from base 1 to 1002 and encodes 333 amino acids.